Messenger RNA from Triticum turgidum subsp. durum (durum wheat), 1131 nucleotides. Lineage: Eukaryota; Viridiplantae; Streptophyta; Magnoliopsida; Poales; Poaceae. The record is from the annotation of a GenBank genome assembly.
AUGCCGCUCCACCACCCGAAGCACCGCCACCACCACGACGAAGACGUCCUCCCCUACCACCGCUCCGACGACGAGGCGAAGCCGCGCCGCCCAUACGUCCCCUCCAGCUUUCCCUCCUCCCCUGCCUCCGCCGCCUCCCCCCACCGCUUCCUCCUCCCCUUCGCCGUCGUCUGCCUCCUACUCGCCGUGGCCUCCCUCUCCUUCGCCGUGUCCGUUAGCCGCCGCCCUGUGCCACUCCAGUCGCCUCCCGACUCCGUCGCCUUCCGCUGUGGCCGCGCCGAGGACUCCCUACGCUCCUUCCUCGCCUCCUCCGGGAACUACUCAGCCGGCGACAGAGAAAAGGUGCUCGCUGUCGUUGGCGUCCACACUGAGCUCGGAUCCGCCGCCCGCCGUGCUGCGCUCCGUGCCACCUGGUUCCCGCCAAACCCUGAAGGCGUCGUAAGUUUGGAACAUGGAUUUGGUUUAUCUUUUAGGUUUGUCAUUGGAAGGACGAAGGACAAAGAAAAAAUGGCAGAUCUUCAGAAAGAGGUAGACAUGUAUCAUGACUUCUUGUUUAUUGAUGCUGAUGAGGGUACGAAGCCCCCAGAGAAGAUGUUAGCAUAUUUCAAAGCAGCUUAUGACAUGUUCCACGCAGAAUUUUACGUCAAAGCUGAUGAUACUAUCUAUCUGCGCCCAGAUAGACUUGCUGCUCUCCUUGCAAAGGACCGACUUCAUCACCGGACUUAUAUUGGUUGCAUGAAGAAGGGACCGGUUGUCAGUGAUCCGAAUAUGAAAUGGUAUGAAAGUUCAUAUGGAUUAUUAGGUAAUGAGUACUUCAUGCAUGCAUCUGGUUCACUGUAUGCUCUUUCUUCAGAAGUGGUGGGAGCUAUAGCUACUACAAACAAUGAUAGUUUAAGGAUGUUUGAUUAUGAGGAUGUUACUAUUGGCUCAUGGAUGCUUGCCAUGAAUGUAAAUCAUGAAGACAACCGUGCAAUGUGUGAUUCCACAUGCACUCCCAGCUCCAUUGCUGUAUGGGACAGCAAGAUAUGUUCAGGCUCUUGUAACCCCAUUGAGAAAAUAAAGGAGCUGCACAACACAACUUUGUGCUCAAAAAGCCCAACAUUACCGCCUGAAGUGGAGGAGGAAGAGUAG